Messenger RNA from Closterium sp. Yama58-4, 594 nucleotides. The record is from the annotation of a GenBank genome assembly. Lineage: Eukaryota; Viridiplantae; Streptophyta; Zygnematophyceae; Desmidiales; Closteriaceae.
AUGAACAUCUUCGAAAAGGAUCGCCAGAUUGACCGCACAGAGUGGAGCUUCACCCCUUCUUGUCGCCUGGAUGUGUGUGUGGCUGAGACGCUAACAGCGGAGUGGACAGAGCACGAGGUGAGAAAGGCUUUUGUGUCAAUGGCGCGUAACAAAUCACCGGGCAGCGAUGGCCUCCGAAAGGAGCUGUUUGAAGCACAUUGGGACUUGUUAGGGGAAAGUUUCAUGACCAUGGCUAAUGAUUUCGAGUGCACUACAUCGCUGCGAGCUGAACUUAAGGAGGCGUUAACGAUAUCGCUGCACAAGAAAGGGGACAAGGAGCAAUUGAAUAACUAUCGGCCAAUCAUGUUGCUGAAGUUUGCAUACAAAGUACUCGCUCGGGUUGUGGCGGACCAGAUGGAGACGGUGCGUCAUAUGGUCAUCUCACCAAAGCAGUAUGGUUUUAUACCAGGGAAGCGAUUGUCGGAUGCAGUCGCCUUGGUAGCUGAUAUUAUCGAGGGCGCGAUGAACGGGAACAAUGACUGGUACAUGCUCCUGGUGGACUUCCAGAAAGCAUUCGACUCUGUCUCGAGAGAUUUCUUGUUUCAGGUGCUGUAG